Molecule: messenger RNA, 6540 nt
Organism: Culex pipiens pallens (northern house mosquito)
Lineage: Eukaryota; Metazoa; Arthropoda; Insecta; Diptera; Culicidae
Product: ATP-binding cassette sub-family A member 2-like
Exons: 6
Coding region: 119-5014 (1631 amino acids)
Biological process (GO): transmembrane transport; lipid transport
Cellular component (GO): membrane; intracellular membrane-bounded organelle
Molecular function (GO): lipid carrier activity; ATP hydrolysis activity; ATP binding
Source: RefSeq, a predicted model, not a curated record
CCGAUUCGUAUACGUCGGAAGUUUAGGCCUUUUUUAUAAUUGUUUAUAAAGUGAAGAAGAUAAUAAAGAAAAUGCAUCUUUAAGAUGCAGCGAAAGUUGCGUUUUGCCAGCUUACAUUAUGGUGUUGGAAGGAACCAACCUGUUAAAGGUGUUCUCCUACAAAUGCCUCACGGAGAAACGACGCCAUCCUUUUCGGAACAUAAUAAACACAGUUUUUCCUAUUGCCGUUGUGGCUAUUUUUGUGUUUACUCGAACUGGAUUUAAGCAAGGUGGAUUCAACUAUGUAAACAUUGUGAAUAAACAGCCCUCUACAGCGGAACUCACGGAGGAUGAUGUUGUCGCUUUCUAUCCAACGGGAUCAUUCAGCAAGCUGCUGUAUGCACCCAGCAAUGAUUUCACCGAGGAGUUGAUCGAGCACACGCGAAUGAAACUGUUUGUCACUCAUGAUCGGGUUGAAAGUUUUACCACGACCACCGAGCUGGAACAUGCCCUCCUCGUGACGUCGGAUUUUUUCGCGAUCGUUUUCGACUCCAACUCGUCGGUCAACACCCGACUGAGCUACACGAUCCGCACCAAGAACAACAACUUUCGCACGGGUGAGGUGUACUCGCGGGAUCUGUUUACGAGCUACCUGAAAGAUCGAAACGAGUACUUUGAGAGUGGAUUUUUGGCGCUGCAGUACGCGAUCGAGCGAUCAUUUUUGGAGCUUCGUACGGGCCUAGCGGACCAGGUGCUGCCCGAGUAUGAGUUCAAGCACGUGCCGCUGGGCGGUGCCCGGCCCCAGGAGGCGUCCCAGAUCUAUGCGGUGUGCAUUGUGGUGGCGAUAUUUGUUGCUGUGGCAUGUACAUACUUACUGUUGGUACCGCUGGUGGAGGAGAAAGCAUCCGGCAUGAAGGAAUAUCUGAAGAUCGCGACCCCGUACAGCUACUGGAACGAGGUUGCCGUUUUUGGAAUUAAUUUGCUUCACCUUGGCUUGAUAUCCAUGGCGUGUGUGGUCAUUUCGUGUGCGGCCUCCGUUUGGGAACAGACGGCAGCGCAGAUGGUUAGCACGAGCCUGCUCUUCCUGCUGUUCAUAACGUGUAUGAUCGCGUACACAUUUUUCAUCAGCGCCCUGCUGGAAUCGGUGACGAUCGCAACGAUUGUGGCACCAAUCUGUUACCUUGCGCCGCUGAUUUUGGUGAUCGUGCAGGUGCGCUUCGAAGCACUGCUGUCCAUAUUCCCGAUGGCUGGGUUUAGCGUGGGUAUUUCGAUUUUGAACAACUUUCAAAACUCUUGGCACAGCUUUAGGGCGGCUCACGCGUUCCUCACUGGGUACCCCGGAAAUGAACGGAUUAAUUUGUUUGGAGUGCUGACCUUACAGCUGUUUGGGACGCUUUUGUGGACUUUUUUGUGGUUCUACAUUUCGAACGUUUGGCCCGGUCGUUACGGGACACCAAAAGGAUAUCUGUUCCUGUUCAGCAGCGAUUACUACCAGAAAGGAAAGAACAAGAUCAACUCUCGAUUGGACAACUCGAGCUUGACGGAAGAUGACGCUGACGGCGCCCACAAGGGCGUGAUGGAGGAAGGAGAUCAUUUGGACAAAGUAGUCAAGAUUAGCAAUCUGAACAAGAUUUACAAAACUUCGUAUGGAACGCGGACGGCCGUGAAGAACUUAUCGCUGAAGAUUUACAAAAACCGCAUAACGGCCCUGCUGGGACACAACGGCGCUGGCAAGACGACCACGAUGAACAUCAUCACCGGCAUGACGCCACGUACCUCGGGCCGGAUCGAAAUCGACGGCGACGACAACGCGAGCAACUACCGUCAGCAGAUUGGCUUCUGUCCGCAGCACAACGUUGCGCUCGGGUACAUGAACUGCCGCGAGCACCUGGUCUUCUUCGGGGCACUCCGCGGGAUGAGUAUGGCCGAUGCAGAACGCAAAGCGGACGAGAUUCUGGAGCGGGUCAAUUUGUCGGAUAAAAGCGAAGAAGUGUUGUCGAACUUGUCCGGCGGAAUGAAGCGAAGGUUGUGCUUGGCAAACGCGAUCAUUGGCCGAACCAAGCUGUUGAUACUUGACGAACCGACGUCCGGGUUGGAUCCGGAAUCGCGUCGGGACAUUUGGGAUGUGUUGUUGAAAUUGAAGAAAGAUCACACCAUACUGAUCACCACGCACUUUAUGGAGGAAGCGGACGUCCUUGGGGAUUGGAUCGCCAUCAUGGAAAACGGAGAACUGAUCGCGUUCGGAACAUCGAUCUUCUUGAAGCACCACUACGGCAAAGGCUACACGCUGAAGCUGCUCAAGCGUAACGACUUCAAACGGAGCCAGGUGAUGGCCACGAUAGAGGAUCACGUUGGCAGGGUGGUCGAAAGACCCGCCGUCGAGUCGCUCUUCGCUGUGACGCUUCCGUACAGCUACAUUGACGCGUACGCCGCCCUUCUGAAGGAACUGGAAGACAACCGGGACGAGCUGGGAAUCGACUCGAUCAGCAUCACCAACGCGACGCUGGAGGAAGUUUUUCUCAACUCGUCCUCGCACAACAAAGCCCUGGAGGUGGAAGCCAGCAUCGACGUCCCGGAUGCACCCAUCACGUCGCGGUCGGCCAGUUUCGUGCGCGAGCCCACCAGCCCACAAAAGUACGAAAGAAUCACUCUGCCCUCGACGCUCCAGAUGCGCGCGAUCGCGUACAAAAAGCUCCUGCACAUCCGGCGGAACCUGCACAUGUACGGCAUCAUGUCCGCGCUGCCGGUUGCGGUGACAAUUCUGUGCUUUCUGUUCAGCGGCGGGUACUACCGCACCGAGUACGAUUCGAUCGUGCUGCACCACGGCUCGAUCAAGCGCCCGUUUGCGGUGAUCGUGGUGAACGGUAACGAUCGGCCGGUCGACCUGAAGAACGGGUCGUUCUUCCGUGGGUUGGAGCUGAUCGUGACGGAGGACGUGGACGUGGAUGGUUUUCUGAUGGCUGAAGCCGCGAAAGAUCGCACUCGAUACCACGAUCAGCUGGUGGCGGCGAUCGAGUUUAACGUUAGUGAGCACAAGUUGAAGGUUUUGCACAAUAACAAUUUGCUGCACAGCUCGGGGAUAGCGAUCAAUCUGGCCAGCAAUCUGCUGCUGCAUUACUACGGUUAUCCGGAGGCGGAUGUGACGGCGAAGAAUAGCCCGUCGAACCGCCGGCUACAGGUGGACUCGUUUGCGCCUUAUUUGUUCACCGAAGCAAUUUCUCUGUCCUUUAUGUUGUACAUCUUGCAGUACCUGCAGCUUCCGUAUCUGGAAGCGUCGACGGGUUUCAAGCAGCUGCACAACGUAAACCGGUACCUGUACUGGGGCACCACGCUGGCGUUUGACUUUGCCCUCCACGUGAUCAUCUGCCUGCUAGUGUUUGUUUUUGCGCUAAACAUGGAUCGCGAGAGCGUCUUCAGCCGGUACGAGCACGGUCAAAUUGUAGGGAUUCUGAUCCUGUACGGACUGGUCGCCCUGCUGGUGAUCUACAUCGUAAGCCAGUGCGUCGACAAGAUGGACACGGCGGUGACCUGCAUGAGUUACCUCAUGCUGAUCGGAGUCUGCGGCGUGUUUCUUCUGUCGGACGGGGCCGAUAAGAUCCGUGAAAAUGACGGCUUGAUACUGCUGUUGCACCCGAUCCCGGAGUUUGCGCUCAAGCACUCGCUGCGGGUCGUGUACGAGAAUCAGAAGGUGAGCAAGAUUCAAGCGCUGGUACGGCAGAAUACCUUCGGUGGAAAUCCGACCUGGGACGGCAUUAAACCGCUCAGUUUGACGUAUCUUUACGUGGUGGUACCGAUCAUGGUGAUCAUUUUCGCACUGCUGUUGAACGAAUUCAUCGAGAACAUCUACCGGAGGGAGGCGCUGGUCACCAGAAAGGUGAGAAUGUCUGCUACCUUGAAAGUUAUUCUCAGUUGCGGGACCAAAAGAAGGAAACGAAGGGCUAUUGAUCAACCGGACUCGAACUACGAACUACGGCACGAAGUUGACGACGAUGUGGACGCGGAGAACAAGAUGGUCGAUCAGUUGAUUACCAACGAACAGCCGCCAUUCUCGCCGCACACGAUCGCGGUGCACAACUUGAAGAAGCGCUACCUGGAUCUACCGGCCGUCCGCGGAAUCAGCUUCGCCGUGAAACGUGGCGAGUGUUUCGGACUGCUCGGGAUGAACGGAGCUGGCAAAACGAGUACGUUCCAGAUGAUCACCCAGAACCUGCCGAUCACCGACGGAACCAUCUAUCUGAACGAACAGAACGUGCGAUCGUCCCACAGCAAAGACUACCGGGCUCAGUACGGCUACUGUCCGCAGGGCGACUCCCUCCUAGACUUUAUGACUCCGUACGAGCUGGUCAAGUACACCGCACUCAUGAAGGACAUCAAAACACCGGACAAUUUCAUCAGCAUGUGGCUCACCGAUCUGGACAUCCUGUCGUUCGCCCACAGCCGCACCAACGAGUGCUCCGGCGGCACAAAGCGCAAGGUCAACACCGUCCUAGCGAUGCUCGGCAAUCCGUCGAUCGUGUUCCUGGACGAACCCACGACCGGAGUCGACCCCAAGUCACGCCACUACGUGUGGAGUCGCAUCAAGGCACUGCAGAGGCACGAUCAAACGAUCAUUCUGACCUCGCACAGCAUGGACGAGUGCGAAGAGCUGUGCAACCGGCUGUCGAUCAUGGUCGACGGGCAGCUGCGUUGCAUCGGCUUCAUCCAGCGAUUGAAGGAAAAGUACGGCAAAGGGUUCAACCUGCUGUUGAAGCUCACCGGUAACGAUCCGGUCGCGACUUGCGCGUUAAUUCAAACCAUCCAGGCCCAAUUCCACCCCUGCGAGCUCAAGGAAGAACACGACGGCAUCCUAAAAUUCCUCGUACGUGAACCGAUCCUGCUGUCCGAGCUGUUUUCUGGUAUCACCGCCAUCAAACACGACCAUGCCAGCCUCGUGCAAAGCUUCUCGAUUAACGAAACCUCUUUGGAAGACAUUUUUCUUAACUUUAGACCGCCCACGGGCGAAUCACGCGCCUGCCAGUUGGUGGAUGUGGUUUGAUUUUUUUUUUUUUUCCUUCACAGCCUAAAAUACUGUUUGUAUAAGUAAUAUCACAAGUAAACGUUAGAGGGAUAAAACCAUAUACAACAGCAUUCUCAAUAAGAAAGAAAUGCUUUAAAUGCGAUUUUGUAUGAGAAAAAGUGCAUUUUAGUUGUGUCUAUUCUUGAACAAGCCAUUCUUGUGGUUUUUGGCAUCUUCAUAAACGUGCAGGCCAAGUUUUUGCGAGGAAUUUUCUUUUGGGAAAUUGAUUUCAAUACGGUAAAGUACAGGCUUUUAAAGAUAAUAAUCAAUCAAAGUCGAUCCGUUAGGAUCCUACCAACUUUGCGUUUCAUGGUAAUGUUCUUUGGCCCCCUCCCCCCCUUUAUCACGCUUUUCCUAUACUUAUAACAUGCAAUGUCACACUUGCUCAGACCCCCCCUCCCCUUCUAGAGCGUUACACACUUUAUGGAUGACGGCCAACAUGUACACACAGAUAGAUUUGUUUUUGUUCGCCGCGGGAUUUGAGUCGGCAACUUCUGGAUUGUUAAUCCAGUGCGCGUUACGAUUGAUCCACCUAUAGGCAGACAUAACAUCUAUCAAGGCAAUACUAACCAGCGUCACCUGCGUUCAGGGUGGCCACUCAAGUCGGGAAAUCGGGAAAGUCGGGAAAAAGUCGGGAAUUCGCCAAAAUCCGCCAAGACUCGGGAAAAAGUCGGGAAUUUAUGAUUUUUUGUCAAAAAGUCGGGAAAGUCGGGAAUUCCAAGCAUACUUGUUUUAAAAUUAAUUUUAACUCUUCAAUAAUUUUGUAAUAUUUUGUACAAUUUUCAAAUUGAAUUCACUCAAUUCUGCUUUAGUGACUUACUAUUAAUUUAAGGUUCUUUUAACUAUUUCAAUUUUAUUGAGUAUGGAAAAGGUUUUUAAGACAUCCAAAAUCUUAAUAAAUAUUGGAUGCAGUUGACACAGAUUUUGAUAAUAUUUUUUUAUGAAUCAAAUGAUCUCUAUUAUUUUUUGUUUAUCAACAAGACGUCAAGUUAAUGAAAAACUAAAAUAAAAAUAGAGCCUAAUGUCCAGCUUAGAGUUAUGGUUAUAUUUCAUUUUGUCACAUAGAUUGAAUAUUUAAAAACAGAUACCAACUUGAGUUUGGCAAUGGUUUAUGUUUGUAAGUAUUUUUAGUUGUUUAACUAAAUUCAUUAAGCAAUUUCAAAUAUAUUUUUUCCAAAUGGUGUCCUUGAACUUUUUUUGUGAACAUGGGUAAAUUACCUUCUAUAGAUAAAGCUUGAUUUAUCAUUUCAGUUUUCGGAAAACUUAAAUAUCGAAUAAAAUCCAAAAUUGAAAAUCUUUUUUACGUUUUGAAUACAUGAAGAAAAUAUUGAAAUUGCAAAAAAAAAUAUCCAAGAAAUUUAUUGCAAAAUUGUUAAAAAAAAUGUCUCUUCAAACAUUUUGCUUAAAAUAAGUGGGAAAAUAUGAAUGAAAUUUAAAAUUCAGUUAUCUUUAACUUUUUGCCAUUUCCAGUUGGAACGAAGUAUAUCAAAAACUAUACGUUUACC